GCUAAGUUAAGCUAACCAACCUUUGUGUGUGAUAAUUCAAAACUCAUAUAAGUGAAUAUACAAAAUGAAGUGCUUCGCAACGAUAGCUCUACUCGCCUGUGUUUCGCUCGCCCGUGCCGAACCACCAGUGCCACAAAACCAAUACUUGCCUCCCAAUCAAGGUGGCCAACCCUCGAACCAAUACCUGCCACCCACCCAAUCGUACCAGUCACCCUCCAACAACUAUCUGCCUCCCCAACGCGGCGGUGGUGCUGGCGUUGCGCCACCCAGCAGCAGCUAUGGUGCACCCGCUGCCGGUGCGCCCAGCUCUCAGUACGGCGCUCCAGCGUUGACCGGUGCUAUCUUCCCCAAACAACAAGGCGGUAGCGGUGGCGGCUAUGGCAGCGGCAGCGGCAAUGGCGGUUAUGGCGGCGAAGAACAAUACGGACCAGCUAAAUACGAAUUCAAAUACGACGUGCAAGACUACGAAUCCGGCAACGACUUCGGACACAUGGAACAGCGUGAUGGUGAUCUGGCUGUUGGCCGUUACUACGUGCUUUUGCCCGAUGGUCGCAAACAGAUCGUCGAUUACGAGGCUGAUGGUCAUGGCUACCGUCCAACCAUCCGUUACGAACAAGUCAAUAACGGUUUCAAUGGUAAUGGUGCCGCCGGUGGACGUGGCGGUCAGGGUGGCCAAUUUGCUGGCUACCAAUAAAGUGUCGAACGCCAUGGACGUGUGUCGUUUAAUGGGUGAAAGACAUUUUUGCAAGAAGGUGAAGUGAAGUUAGGGAACGUGUGUGAAAAGAGAAAGAGAGGGAGAGAGUGAAAAGGGUGAGGAUA
Messenger RNA from Anastrepha obliqua, 819 nucleotides. RefSeq names its product pro-resilin (gene Cpr56F). Bases 65 to 694 code for a protein of 209 amino acids. Lineage: Eukaryota; Metazoa; Arthropoda; Insecta; Diptera; Tephritidae. The transcript has 2 exons. The record is from RefSeq and is a predicted model, not a curated record. Gene Ontology annotation, cellular component: extracellular matrix.